AUGACCCAAAUCGAGCUCAACCAGUCCCUCUUCGCCGAAGCAAAAGACAAAACAGUCAUAAUAACCGGCGCAGCACGCGGCAUCGGCGCGGCAACAGCAACUCUCUUCAACGCCAAAGGCGCAAACGUCGUCUUAGCAGAUCUAUCCCAAUUCCGCACAGAAGCAGAAGAAGUAAUCAGAACUCAACUGGCCCACCCAGACCGAGCGGCCUUUUUUCCUGCUAAUAUCGUUGACUGGACCGAGUUGACGGAAUGUUUCGAGAAGACAAUUGCCCGCUUUGGCGGGCUUGAUAUUGUCGUUGCUAAUGCUGGCAUUAUGGAAUCUAGACCUGUUCUAGAUUUGGACGCGGUUGAUGAGGAUGGAAGGCUUCUCGAGAGCGAGGAGGCUGGGAGGGUUAUUGAUGUUAAUUUGAAGGGAACUUUGAAUACACUUCGACUGGGACUACACUAUAUGAAAGCACCCACGCCUAUAGAUACUGCUGCUGAGCCAUCACCCCAAUCCCGAAAAUCAAUCCUCCUCGUCGCAUCAACAUCAAGCUACUUCGGCGGGACAGGAGUAACAGCCUACAUUGCCUCCAAACACGGCGUUCUAGGUCUUCUACGCGCAUGUCAACCGACGGCACAGAAGUACGGAGUACAGGUCAAUGCAAUCGCGCCAUUCUUUACGCCGACUCAUAUCACUGCCGGUUUUGCGCAGAGAUGGGAUGAGGCGGGCUUGGAGAAGAAUACUUCUGAUCGAGUUGCUGAGGCUAUUGCGCUUGUUGCGUUGGAUGGGGAGAGGUGGGGGGAUUGUGUUAUGGUUGCUGCGUCUGAAAUAUUCGACAAUGAGUCUAAAAUCGACUUUGGGGUGCGGGAUAGCGUCCUAACCAUCGACGAGGUGACACCCUAUCCACCACUGGGGAGUUCGAUCCAGUUAUUCGAGAGCGAGCCUUCACCCGAAGAACAGGAAUGGCACUUUGGCGUGCGGGAAUGGCUGGUCUUUGUAUGCAUCGUCAUUCUGUCGAUGAUGGAUUCCUUCAAUGCGACUAGCUUGAUCCCAGCAUUACCAGAGCUCGCAAACACAUUCGAAAAACCGCUCGCCAGCACACUAUGGGUCAACACAGUCUACCUCAUCUUCAGCGCAGCAAGCCAACUAUACUUCACAAUGACGAGCGAAGUCUUCAGCCUCGGCCCAGUCUGGAUAAUAGCAGUCGUAUUCGCAACGAUCGGCACAGGAAUCUGCUGCGGAUCCAUGAGUCUCAUCGAACUUAUAAUAGGCCGUAUGAUACAAGGAAUCGGCGGCGGCGGCGCAAUGAGUCUCUGCUUCUUGAUAAUGGCCGAGUCAACGCCCCCAUCCAUUCAUUCCCGGUAUUCGUGCUAUAUCCUGCUAACGCGGAUGUGCGGUGCUAUUCUGGGUUCUGUUGCCUCCGGUGUGUUUGUUGACAAUACCAGCUGGACUUGGGCGUUUUAUUUCAAUUUCAUCUUUUGUGCCCUGGGUUUGUUGGCGAUUCCGUUUGCUGUUGACCUGCGCUUGUCGAAGAGUAUUCCGCUUCGGAAGUUAAGGAUUUUGGAUUGGUCCGGUGCUACUAUGGCCUUUUUGGGUCCUGGGGCUGUUCUUGUUGGGUUGACUUGGGGUGGGAGUUUGUAUCGUUGGUCGGAGUGGCAGACUAUUGUGCCGAUUGCAAUUGGUGCUGCUGUUUUCCUUGCGCUUGUUUUCUAUGAGUCUAAGUGGGCUCUUCAUCCGCUGUUUGGGAGGAGGGUGUUUCGCUCCAGGAUGAUGGUUAUGACUUAUCUCGGUUGCUUUUUGCAUGGGUUUAUGGUCUUUGCUCACUUGCAAUUCUUCCCGCUGUACUUCAUGGCAACCCACUAUAUGUCUGCCACGCUGUCGGCCGUGACCUUACUAGCCAUGAUCGGGCUGGCAAUCGCUCCGGCCGCGAUUGUUGGCGUGAUUCUUGCCAGAGAGUCGAGAUGUACGCAGUGGAUCAUCUCGGGCGGUUGGAUUUUGACUAUCCUUUCAGGGGCGUGCUCUAUUCUUUUGGAUAGCACGACGCCAGCGGUGGGAUGGAUGUUCUUGUUGUUCACAGCAGGCAUGGGUCACGGUCUUCUGCUCUCGAGCUAUAACGUUAGAGUCCAGAAUGUGCCCAAGGAUGAAGACCCUUCUCUGACGACUCUGCCAACUACCAUCUCCAAUUAUAUGAGGGCCAUGGGUAUGGCAUUUGCCGUUCCUGUCGGGGGUGUUGUGUUGUUGAACAUGUUCAGUCAUGGGUUGACAGGAAUUGGAUUGGACCGGAAUUUGGUCAAUACGGCGAAUGGGUAUCUGAUCUUGAUGAACCAGGUCAGGAUGUCAAGUGAACAUAGAGAAGCCGUCAAACUUGCUUCAGUCGCGGCGUUCCGAGUGGUGUGGGAGGUCCUCACUGGUGUUGCUUUCGUUGGGGGACUUUCGUCUGUUUUCCUGUGGCGGAGGUACCCGUCAGCAUAG
This is a messenger RNA of Penicillium arizonense, 2457 nucleotides long. RefSeq lists its product as uncharacterized. Bases 1 to 2457 code for a protein of 818 amino acids. The transcript is spliced from 6 exons. Gene Ontology annotation, molecular function: transmembrane transporter activity. Lineage: Eukaryota; Fungi; Ascomycota; Eurotiomycetes; Eurotiales; Aspergillaceae. Gene Ontology annotation, biological process: transmembrane transport. The record is from RefSeq and is a predicted model, not a curated record.